This is a messenger RNA of Manihot esculenta (cassava), 2523 nucleotides long. Its product is annotated as pentatricopeptide repeat-containing protein At2g01860. Lineage: Eukaryota; Viridiplantae; Streptophyta; Magnoliopsida; Malpighiales; Euphorbiaceae. Bases 593 to 2173 code for a protein of 526 amino acids. Gene Ontology annotation, molecular function: protein binding. The transcript is spliced from 4 exons. The record is from RefSeq and is a predicted model, not a curated record.
AGAAGAAAAAGGGAAAACAGAAAGACAAUAGAGAAAGAGGAAAAAUAAAUAAAUAAAAGUUAAUAGAGAAUAAUCAAAAGUGGCAGUCCUUCCAUCCCAUACCCAGUCUAUCCUUGAUAAUUCCAUUCAGCCAUUCCUAUUCUCUCACUGACUUCCAUACCGCCGUCGCCUCCAUACUCCAUCAGGCUGCUGCUCACCUCCCGCCAGAGGCACCACAUCCUCUCGCCGGUCGCCGUCCACGACAGACGGAGCUCAAGGAACGUUAAUCAAGAAACAUAGGUUUGACAGACGCCGUUGGUUCAUUCUGCGGCCCGCUUCAUGUUCUGCUGAUCUGCUGCAGCACAUGUUUCUGCAGCUCGCCUCUCUCUGAUUUGCUGGUCCUGAUCAGGUCACGUCCUCUACUCCAGCCGGUUCAUCAGGUAAGCAAAACAGCUGCAAAACAUGAAGACGGCCAACCAAGUUGGGAUAUUGAAUUGAAGAAGUGCUUUCUGUUGAGUGGCAAGGAGAUGGCACAUCACAUGUUCGACAAAAAUUCUGUUAGGAUGCCCUAGAACUGCAAGUUUCAAUCUUUUUUAUUUUCACUGCGAAGACAAUGGAUUGUAAAUUCUUGUCCUUGAGCCUGCAUCCAGUAGUGCCAUUGCAAAGUAAUUUUUCUUGGAAAAGCAGGAUAGCGUUAACUUUGAUUGCACAUUCCAAUAAAAAAGCACACUACAGAAAGAAACUACCCAAAAACCUUAGAUCUCCGCGACGAUCUAAGCUUCCUCCUGAUUUUGGGGUUAAUUUGUUCCUAAAAAAACCUACCAUUGGGGGUAACCCUUGGCAAAAGGAUCCUACUUUGGACGAUAAUUAUUUAUCCGAAGAGGAAGAAGAAGAGGGAAGUGAACAAGAAGAAGAAAAAGAGGAACAUAAUGGUGAUAUUGUUUGGGAAGCAGAUGAAAUUGAAGCAAUAUCCUCUCUUUUUCAAGGGAGGAUCCCUCAGAAGCCUGGGAAGUUGAAUAGAGAAAGACCUCUCCCACUUUCACUUCCUUACAAAUUGAGACCUCCGGGACAUCCUACUCCGAAGAGACACAUAAAAGACGUUAGUCCAUGGGUAGUCUCUUCGCGGGACACCGUAUGCAAGCGUGUUUACAAAAAUCCAAUCUUUCUUGUCAGUUUAGCCAAGGAAAUUAAACGUCUUAAUCCAGAAUAUGAUGUAUCUGUAGUUUUAGAUGAUUGCGCCCGUUUCUUGCGUAAAGGGUCCUUGUCGUUAACGAUUCGGGAGCUGGGUCAUAUGAGUCUUCCAGAGCGAGCUCUACAGACAUUCUGUUGGGCUCAGAAACAACCUCAUCUUUUCCCUGAUGAUCGGAUUUUGGCUUCCACUGUUGAGGUUUUGGCAAGGAAUCAAGACUUAAAAUUCCCAUUCGACUUUCAAAAGUUCACUAGUUUGGCAAGUCGAGGUGUGAUUGAGGCAAUGAUUAGGGGCUUUAUUCGCGGUGGAAGCUUAAAACUGGCUUUGAACCUUCUUUCAGUAGCCACCCAGGACAAACGAAUGUUAGACCCGAACAUAUAUGCAAAAUUAAUAUUGGAGCUUGGUAAGAACCCUGAUAAACACAUGCUUGUGGAGCAGUUGUUGUACGAGCUUGGGGAAAGAGAAAAUUUGAAUUUAAGCCAUCAGGAUUGCACUGCUAUGAUGAAAGCUUGUGUCAGGCUUAAAAAAUUUGAAUUAGCAAAUGGUCUAUUCCAUUGGUUUAAACUAUCUGGACGCGAGCCAAGUGUUGUUAUGUACACUACUCUGAUUCACAGCUAUUAUUCUGAGAAGGAAUUCAGGCAGGCAUUAACUGUGGUGUGGGAAAUGGAGGGAUCAAAUUGUCUCUUUGAUCUCCCCGCUUAUCGUGUUGUUAUCAAGCUGUUUGUUUCCUUGAAUGAUCUCUCGAGGGCUGUGAGAUACUUUUCAAAACUUAAGGAAGCGGGUUUCUCUCCAACUUACGACAUAUAUAGGGACUUGAUUACAGUUUAUAUGGUUUCUGGGAGGCUGGCAAAGUGUAAGGAGAUCUGGAACGAAGCAGAGAUAGCAGGAUUCAAGUUGGAUGAGAAAAUGAAGUCAGAAUUACCACAACUUGAAAGAGAAACCAGCAGAGUUGGAGUUGGAGAGGAGAAGCCAGUUGAAUUGUUUGAUAGAGAAGAAGAAAGCUAAACAAACAGCAAGAGCAAUACCACGGGCUUAAUGCAAGUGUUAGAGCUUCUCAUAUGCCCACUUCCUUUGCAGACUUGAGCUUUUAAGUGUGCUCGUGAGGAGCUUGACUACAUGCCUGGGAAGCUCCACAGCAAACGCCUAGCUCUUGCACUUAAGAAGAUCAGAAUGCCUGGAAGAGUAUAAGAGACCGGUGAUGCUAAAACAAAGCAAUGAAGAAUUCACACAAGAGGAUCCAGGAGCAGCAAUAAAAUGUAACUAUAUAACUGAACUACGAGAUCUUUGAUUCCUUUACCCAAGAGAGAUAUUUAAGCGACUUAAUUAUUAUUAUAGAAAAUAUUUUAAAAACAUUU